AUGGUUGCCGUUAAAGUAGAGUUUUUGGGCGGUUUAGACCAGGUUUUUGGUGGCGUGAGGAACACAAAAUGCGUCGUCCAACCACGGAAUGAAGAUAACGAUGAGGUCACCAUCAGAGAUCUCAUCGAUCACCUUGCGGAGAAGAUGAUCACAAAUGAUAAAGAUAUGGACAUGUUCAUCCAGGAGGGCACUGUGCGACCAGGUAUUUUAGUGUUGGUGAACGAUACGGACUGGGAAUUGGAAGACAAGGAAGAGUGUGUUUUGGAUGAUGGAGACUUGGUCUCCUUCACGAGCACGUUGCACGGUGGUUGA
Molecule: messenger RNA, 312 nt
Organism: Pichia membranifaciens NRRL Y-2026
Lineage: Eukaryota; Fungi; Ascomycota; Pichiomycetes; Pichiales; Pichiaceae
Exons: 1
Coding region: 1-312 (103 amino acids)
Biological process (GO): protein urmylation; tRNA thio-modification
Cellular component (GO): cytoplasm; nucleus
Molecular function (GO): protein tag activity
Source: RefSeq, a predicted model, not a curated record